AUGGCCGACAUUAAGAAACCCAAGGACACCAAGGCUUUCCUUACCGACUUCAUGAUGGGUGGUGUUUCCGCCGCGGUCUCCAAGACCGCUGCCGCCCCCAUCGAGCGUAUCAAGCUCCUUGUCCAGAACCAGGACGAGAUGAUCAAGCAGGGCCGUCUCGCGACCCCCUACAAGGGUAUUGGUGACUGCUUCGCCAGGACCUACGCCGACGAGGGUCUUACCUCUUUCUGGCGAGGUAACACCGCCAACGUCAUCCGAUACUUCCCUACCCAGGCUUUGAACUUUGCCUUCAAGGACUACUUCAAGUCUCUCUUCGGCUUCAAGAAGAACGAGGGCUACUGGAAGUGGUUCGCUGGUAACAUUGCCUCCGGUGGUGCCGCUGGUGCUUCUUCUCUUCUCUUCGUCUACUCUCUCGACUACGCCCGUACCCGUCUUGCCAACGACGCCAAGUCCUCCAAGAAGGGUGGUGAGCGUCAGUUCAACGGUUUGGUCGACGUCUACAAGAAGACCCUCGCUUCCGACGGUAUUGCCGGUCUCUACCGAGGUUUCGUUCCCUCCGUCGCCGGUAUCAUUGUCUACCGAGGUCUCUACUUCGGUCUCUACGACUCUAUCAAGCCUGUCAUCCUCGUUGGUCCUCUUGAGGGCAACUUUGCCGCUUCCUUCGCUCUUGGUUGGGCCGUCACCACCUCUGCCGGUCUCGCUUCUUACCCCUUGGACACUAUCCGACGACGAAUGAUGAUGACUUCUGGUGGUACCGUCCACUACAAGUCCAUGUUCGACGCCGCUUCUCAGAUCGUCGCCAAGGAGGGUAUCAAGUCUCUCUUCAAGGGUGCCGGUGCCAACAUCCUCCGUGGUGUUGCCGGUGCUGGUGUCUUGUCUCUCUACGACAAGGCCCAGGAGCUCAUGUUCGGCAAGGUUUACGCUGGUGGUUCCGGAUAA
Molecule: messenger RNA, 939 nt
Organism: Cryptococcus wingfieldii CBS 7118
Lineage: Eukaryota; Fungi; Basidiomycota; Tremellomycetes; Tremellales; Cryptococcaceae
Product: ADP,ATP carrier protein 2, mitochondrial
Exons: 4
Coding region: 1-939 (312 amino acids)
Biological process (GO): mitochondrial ADP transmembrane transport; mitochondrial ATP transmembrane transport
Cellular component (GO): mitochondrial inner membrane
Molecular function (GO): ATP:ADP antiporter activity
Source: RefSeq, a predicted model, not a curated record